AUGUCCAUCAUGUUACAAACACCAUCUCGAGCUUCUACCGCCUCUUCCUCCUCUUUCCAGCCUAUAUCACGCCAAAACACCAUGUCUUCCUACGACGGCUCGCGCUCUGCGCGCCAGUCGAAGCGCUACUCGAUGUCAGCUCUGUACAUGUCAAUUUCCGCCAACGAAGGAGACUUACAGAUUGAGGAUGAGCUUGCCAAAGCACAAAAGGCGUUGCGUGAUCUUAAUGUGCGCUAUCUAGAUUCCCGAAUCGCGUUGCUUAUCCAGAAUCGUAUGGCCUUGGAGGAGCAAAAUGAAGUUGCCAGCCAUCUCGAAGAUGCUCUUGAGAUGCAGCAGGGUGUCUUCCCUAACGACGAUAAAACUCAGAAAUACGGAAACCUUUUGUUUCUGCUCCAAUCUGAGCCUAGGCACAUUGCACAUCUCUGCAGGCUGGUCUCGAUGUCCGAGAUUGAUUCACUCCUUCAGACUGUCAUGUUCACUAUCUACGGAAACCAAUACGAGAGUCGAGAAGAGCAUCUCUUGCUCACUAUGUUCCAGUCCGUCUUGACAUAUCAGUUCGACAACACACCAGACUACUCCUCCUUGCUCCGCGCUAAUACGCCCGUCUCUCGAAUGAUGACUACAUACACCCGAAGAGGUCCUGGUCAAAGUUUCCUCAAAUCCGUGCUUGCUGAUAGAAUCAACGGCUUAAUCGAGCUGAAAGAUCUUGACCUAGAAAUCAACCCGCUCAAGGUCUACGAGCGAAUGAUUGAACAGAUCGAAGAGGAUACUGGCCAAUUACCUCCCCAUCUUCCCAAGGGAAUCACUGGCGAACAAGCUGCCGAGAACCCUCAGGUCCAGGCCAUCAUCGAGCCCCGCUUAACCAUGUUGACCGAGAUUGCUAAUGGCUUCUUGACCACCAUUAUUGAGGGCCUCGAGGAAGCGCCUUAUGGUAUUCGUUGGAUCUGCAAACAAAUCAGAAGCUUAACCAAGCGCAAAUACCCAGAUGCUAAUGACCAGGUUAUUUGUACCUUGAUCGGUGGAUUCUUCUUCCUGCGCUUCAUUAACCCUGCGAUCGUUACCCCGAAAUCCUACAUGCUUAUCGACGGAACCCCGGCCGAACGACCCAGACGAACUCUAACAUAUAUCGCCAAGAUGCUUCAGAACCUCGCGAACAAGCCAUCCUACGCCAAGGAGCCGUACAUGGCUAAGCUCCAACCGUUCAUUCAUCAAAACAAGGACAGAAUCAACAAAUUCAUGCUUGAUCUCUGCGAAGUCCAGGAUUUCUAUGAGAGCCUCGAGAUGGAUAAUUAUGUUGCGCUGUCAAAGAAGGAUCUUGAACUGGAGAUUACCCUCAAUGAAGUGUACGCCAUGCACUCGUUACUUGACAAGCAUCAUGAUGAGCUGUGCAAGGAUGACAAUUCGCACCUUGCUAUCAUCAUGUCGGAGUUGGGAGCAUCACCCCCACAGUUGCCACGAAAAGAGAACAGAGUCAUCAACUUGCCUUUGUUCAGUAGAUGGGAGUCAGCUAUCGGCGAUCUGACGGCAGCCUUGGAUAUCACGCAGGAGGAAGUCUAUUUCAUGGAAGCCAAGUCGAUUUUCGUACAAGUCAUGCGAUCGAUCCCAGCAACUAGUGGGGUAGCCAGGCGACCACUGCGACUGGAACGUAUUGCUGAUGCCGCAGCUACAAACCGCAGUGAUGCAGUAAUGGUUCGCAAAGGUAUCCGGGCUAUGGAGCUGUUGUCUCAGCUUCAGGAAUUGCGCGUUAUUGACAAGGCCGACCAGUUCAGUCUCCUUCGGGACGAAGUUGAGCAGGAGCUUCAGCAUCUCGGAUCACUCAAAGAGGGUGUUAUCACCGAGACCCAGAAGCUGCAAGAGGUUUACAAGACGAUCCGUGAUCAUAAUGUCUAUCUCAAUGGACAACUCGAGACUUAUAAAAGCUACCUGCACAACGUUCGAUCACAGAGCGAGGGUACUAAGAGAAAGCAGCAGAAGCAGCAAGUCCUUGGUCCGUACAAGUUCACACACCAGCAGCUCGAGAAGGAGGGUGUCAUCCAGAAGAGCAAUGUUCCCGACAACAGACGGGCCAACAUCUACUUCAACUUUACCAGUCCAUUACCUGGAACAUUCGUCAUUUCAUUGCACUACAAGGGUCGUAAUAGGGGUCUACUUGAAUUGGAUCUCAAGCUUGAUGAUCUGCUUGAGAUGCAAAAGGAUAAUCAGGAUGACCUUGACCUGGAAUAUGUCCAGUUCAACGUGCCAAAGGUGUUGGCAUUGUUGAACAAGCGCUUCGCAAGGAAGAAGGGCUGCAAGGGGCCAAAUGUUCCAAGCCACCUCACUGUCUCAGGGAUGGCUGGUAGAAUUCGACAGCCCGUCGAUGAGGCGGCGCUUGAGAAAUACAUUUCUGAGCAUGUCCCAACCAUCAAAACACCAAUUGAUCUAAAACAGUUUGGUUUCGGCCAAUCCAAUCCUACAUACCAGAUUACUGCUUCAGAUGGCCAACGCUUUGUGAUGCGCAAGAAGCCACCUGGAAAGCUCCUUUCCAAGACAGCCCACAAGGUUGAGCGCGAAUACCGCAUCAUGCAUGCUCUGGAGAACACUGAUGUUGCUGUACCCAAAACGUACUGUCUAUGCGAGGAUGACUCUGUUAUUGGCACACCAUUCUAUAUCAUGGAAUUCCUCGAUGGACGUAUCUUCGAAGACUUUACCAUGCCAGGCGUGGAACCCGCCGAGCGUGAGGCUAUGUGGCGCGAUGCCGUGGUAACGCUGGCACGCUUCCAUGCAGUUGACUACAAGAAGGCCGGUCUGGAGAAGUUUGGCAAACCAUCAGGUUUCUAUUCGCGACAGAUCAACACGUGGGUGACUAUUUGUGGUAGUCAGGAAAAGGCCGUCGACAUUGAGACCAAGGAGCCUGUUGGCAAGCUCCCACACUUUGAGGAAACGGUUCGCUUCUUCAAGAAUGAGCGUCUGCAACCCAAGGACCGGGCAACACUGGUACAUGGAGAUUAUAAGAUUGACAAUUUGGUAUUUCACAAGACUGAACCAAAAGUCAUUGGAAUCUUGGAUUGGGAGAUGUCUACUGUUGGACAUCCGCUCUCCGACAUUUGCAACUUUCUUAUAAACUUCUACUCGGCCAAAUCCCCCGGUGCGACUCCUUAUGAUGCAUCCGGAUUUCUCCCCGGCAAGACGCCCGGUCUUCCACAACCAGAGCAGAUCCUGGAGUGGUACACAGAGGAGAGCGGAUACGAUCCUCGGCCAGAGGUACCAUGGGGAAUGUCGUUCAGCAUCUGGAAGCUGGCUGGUGUUUGUCAAGGAAUCGCGGCGCGAUAUGCGCUGAGGCAGGCGAGUAGUGAGAAGGCAAAACAGCACGCUGUGACGAGGGGAUCUCUGGCAAAGUUCGCUUGGGCAUUGGCUAAAGAGGCUGGUGCGGAUGAGACUGGGACGAAACUGUAG
Molecule: messenger RNA, 3432 nt
Organism: Fusarium redolens
Lineage: Eukaryota; Fungi; Ascomycota; Sordariomycetes; Hypocreales; Nectriaceae
Exons: 10
Coding region: 1-3432 (1143 amino acids)
Biological process (GO): protein phosphorylation; regulation of actin cytoskeleton organization; regulation of GTPase activity
Cellular component (GO): cell cortex
Molecular function (GO): GTPase activator activity; protein kinase activity; protein binding
Source: RefSeq, a predicted model, not a curated record